GACACUGUGGACCAAGACAGUUGAGGGAAAGGAGAAGUGAUUUCCUAACAGCUCAUAGUUGGGAAACUGAAAGCGGAGAUUUUAUGGAUCAAGAAAGUCCCCUACGCUCACAACAUGAUGAAGAACUGUCAGUCCUCAUUGGCCGUUCACUGCUGAGGCUGCAGGAUGCUGUUGUUACAGCGAUGUCGCACACCCGCAAGAAGGUUUUGCAGGGCUUUGUUGUCUUCUCUGUCAUCUUGCUGCUCCUCUGGCUCGCUGCCUUUUUAUAUGGGAGCUUCUACUACUCUUACAUGCCCAAGGCGGCUUUUUCGACACCUGUGCACUAUUACUACAGGACAGACUGUGAGUCUCCUUCCUCUUUUUUGUGCUCUUACCCAGUGGCCAACAUCUCUCUCAUGAGGAACAAGAAACAUGUGCUGACAUUUGGCCAGGCCUAUCAGAUCUCUCUGCAGCUGGAGUUGCCUGAGUCCCCAACCAAUCAGGAGCUGGGGAUGUUCAUGGUCAAGACAACCUGUUUCUCUCGGGAUGGAGGCCAGAUUGCUUCCUCUGCUCGUUCAAGCAUGCUGCGAUACCGCUCAGACCUGCUGAGGACCAUGGGAACGCUGCUCUUCCUCCCAGCCUUUCUGAGCGGAGCCAUUGAACAGAAACAGAUGCUGGAGGUGGAGCUCUUCUCCGACUUUACUGACGACCCUUAUGCCCCCUCGGUCACAGCCGUCAUUGAGAUCCUGUCCAAUAAGGUGCAGAUCUACUCAUCUCAGCUGUACGUUCACGCUCACUUCACUGGCAUAAGAUACUUGUUGUUCUACUUCCCUGUCUCAUCAGCCCUGGUGGGUGUUUCCAGUAACUUCAUCUUCCUCAGUGUCCUCUUCAUCCUCAGCUACAUGAGGCUGUUGCUGAGAGUUGAAUGGAAACCAGAGCAGCUCAGAACAGAUGGAUCGGUGUCAGAGAGGGAGAACAUGAACAGCAACGAGCAAGAGGAUGAAAAAGAUGUUGCUGCGGGUACUGCAGAGCUGCUGGGUCCCCUCCAGAUAACCCCCACAAAUCUGAGCCGGGAGAGGCCCCAAUUGCACUUUGGCAACGGCACAGAGCUGCAGAACAGACAUACACUUAGUCAGGUUGAAAUAAAUGAGACAGAGGCAGCCUGAGGACAUUAAUAAAGGAGAGCGAGAGAGUGCAGAGAGCGACCCUCAUACUGAGAUGUAAUGAUGAUUUAAGAGCAAUAUGUGGUUGAAAAUGACUCAGAAAGAGGCCGUGCAACACUGACAGAUUGCCGAGGGAUGACCUGAGCUGCUCUGUUUGAGCUGUAGAUCUUCAAAGUAGCAAUUUCUCUUUCAUGUACUCUGAUUCACACUGGUAUUUUACCUUUAAUGGAAACACCGUUUGAUUUAUGAGAUUGACGCAUCUGAAACCUCAGCAUUUCAUUCAAAUCUCUCAUUGUCAUUUCCUUUUUAGCACUGACCUGAUGUUUACUAUUUCAUUGUUCCAUGUUAAAUAAAUACAAAAUAUAUUCUGAUAUAAAGAGACAUAUUGAAAACUACAGAGAAAAAGAUGUAAUACGUGACAAUUAGAUAGUGAAAACAAUUUUAGAACUCAUGUCCCUUUUCCAAAGUCCCAAAGUUUUUACCUUUCAAUCCCAUUUUCCUAAUGACCAUUUAAUUCAUGACACACACACUCAAGACAAACAGACAGAGUCAGUUAUGUGACUGGCUGUUGCUUCGGUCUGAAUGAGUGCACAGCCAGUUUGUCUCAGUCUUGUUAGACAAAUGCUUUUUAAAUGAAACACUCUCUGGUAAAAUUUGUGUUACAUGAAAAUGACCAAUAAUCCAUUAUUGUUAAGAGAAGCAGGAUGAAAUAACAUUCCUUAGUAAUGAGCUGACUUUUAAAAAUGUUUUCAAUUACAUCACAUUUUGAUGGUUAUAUCAUAUAUAUUUUGUCAGCAUUUAUACAUGUGAAUAUUUAUUUCAAAAUGACUUUUUUAUUCAUUUAGUGUUGAACAGAUUUUAGAGCUGUUUCUCUUGGAAGUUAUAACUGUCAUGCUGGCUGAAAUGUUACUUUAAAACACUGUUACUUGAGCAAAAUAUACCAUUAUGAUUAAGAUGUGCAUUUUUAAUAUACAAAAAUAUUCUAAAUUGACUGAGUUUUAGCCAAAAUGUGUCUUGCUUAGCUGCAAAUCUAUUCUAAAAUAUCAUCUGUUCAAUUGCUGCAAUAAAACCUUCAAAAAAUGUU
Seriola aureovittata is the source of this 2226-nucleotide messenger RNA. RefSeq names its product seipin-like. NCBI's taxonomy places the organism in Eukaryota, Metazoa, Chordata, Actinopteri, Carangiformes, Carangidae. Bases 84 to 1145 code for a protein of 353 amino acids. The transcript is spliced from 9 exons. Gene Ontology annotation, cellular component: endoplasmic reticulum membrane. The record is from RefSeq and is a predicted model, not a curated record. Gene Ontology annotation, biological process: lipid storage; lipid droplet organization.